AUGGCACGCUACAUCCACUUUGCUCUUCUGCUUUUGUUGGUUACCAUCCUAUGCAGUUCUUGCUCCGUAUUUGCUGCUGCUGUUGAUAGUACUCCUCCCUUAUACAAGGUCAAAGUCUUAGAACCAAAGCCUAAUGCAGUGAUUCCAGUGGGUCAACAGAUUCAGCUCAAGAUCCAGUCCGCCGCGCCGCAAG
Messenger RNA from Paraglomus occultum, 193 nucleotides. The record is from the annotation of a GenBank genome assembly. Lineage: Eukaryota; Fungi; Glomeromycota; Glomeromycetes; Paraglomerales; Paraglomeraceae.